Messenger RNA from Cotesia glomerata, 2165 nucleotides. RefSeq names its product P2R1A-PPP2R2A-interacting phosphatase regulator 1. NCBI's taxonomy places the organism in Eukaryota, Metazoa, Arthropoda, Insecta, Hymenoptera, Braconidae. The record is from RefSeq and is a predicted model, not a curated record. The transcript is spliced from 5 exons. The coding region runs from base 735 to 1691 and encodes 318 amino acids. Gene Ontology annotation, molecular function: protein serine/threonine phosphatase inhibitor activity.
UAAGUUCACUUGAUGAUUUCAAUAAUUUUUCAUCAUAGUUUAAUGAAGUUUUUAAGUUCCGAAAUUUAUUAAGUUUUGACUAUCUUGCGAUUGUUUUGUUAAUAAGUGAAUUUGAUAUGGACUCGGGGCUUAAUUAUAUAAUUUUUUAAUUAUGGCAAUGAAAUUCAUUCAUCUUUUAUGCUCAAGUCUUAUGCCUCAUCGGCUUUGGAGUAUCGGAGCUCUGAGCUGAUAAAAAGGCCAUUCAAUAACUAGCAACGAUUAGCUUCACAAUUAUUCUAGGUACCAAUAGUAAGCAUAUUAAGCAAUCUAUCUUAGAAUACUUUUUAAAAUAGUCGAUCUUUAGAUGUGAGAAAAGUCAAACUAAAUAAAAAUAUAUUUUUAUUUCGCAUUUAUAAUAAACAAUCGCCAUACUUCAUAUUUAAAAUGCUGGAAACUGAAGUUCAAUCACUUAUUGGAAUUUGGAAUGUUACGGUGAUAACUAUAGUAAAAAACUGAGCAAUUAUUUACAUCAAGUGGUAGCUUAUAAAGAAUGAUGGAAGAAAACAAAUUGAUGUGAAAUAUGUGACAAAAUGUAUACUUUAUCAUUAACAAUAUAUAUGCAUUCAAUACCGGGAUGUCAAAGAUAUCUAGUUCAUAUCAAUCUUAACCUAAUACCGAAAUACCGAUGUGCCUGACUAUAUCAUCCAGUUUCUAAACUAAUACUUAAAAUAAAACAGGAAAAAAUUCCUUUAACAAUGGAAGUUGACUGCCCGAUAAUCAGUCUUAAACGAUCUAGCAGUGCUCCUAUGAUUCAUGAAAUUAGUGCUACUGUGUCAGUUAGUUCAUCUACAACAUCUGUGCCACGAGAUGUUGCUUCUUCGUUAAAUCUUUUUCCUAACAUAUCAAGGACACGACGAUUUAGUACAAGUAGUUCUGUAAAUAUACCACGACUGACACCAAGAGUUAACCAAUUAAAACAAGAAGAAUGUAUUGAUGUUGCUGGUAGAGAAGCUGCACAUGAAAAAGAAAUCCACAGUGCAAUGCAAAUUUCUCAGUCAUGGGAGGAUUUAACUCUUGAUGCUGAAGGAUUGUCUGUUAAAGAUUCAGACUUAUCCAGCCAUCAACUUCAAAAUAUUGAGAAGCAAAUGAUAAAAAAAUUUGUUGAUCCUUUAAAUUUAAAUUUACCAGUUGUAAAUAACACUUCUUUUUGUUCUUCACCGUCACCUACUAGAUCUAGUCUAGGACAACGUCAAUGUUAUUCACCUGGACUCAGUACUGUUCAAUGGAAAAAUAAUCUUUCUCCAAGUCCUACGCGAAAAUCAUUUGCUAUGAGACGUAGUUUAAGUCCAAUAGCCUUAAGACCGAGUUGUUUGGGACCAGUUAAAAGAAAAUUUGAUCUUGAUAAUAAUUGUGUGGAUCGUCAACGCCCGAUCAAACGUACAUCUGCAUUAGUACUUUCAAAUUCUUCUCGAUCAGACGAAAUUUCAAAUAUAACUCCUAAAAGUAUAGAUUUAGUAGAAUCAUCUGGAUCUUUUUCAAAUAUAAACGGAUCAGAUUUUUCCUUUCAUUCUGUUGAUAAGACUGUAUCUCAUCGCAAAGUUAUCAACGAAAAUCAACAAAUGUCAAUAAACGCUGAGCAAUCCAGAAUUACAAGAUCGAAACAAAUAGACCAAAUAAAUCAGAGUCAUAUAAUUUCGCAACAUAGUUGUUGAAAAUAAAAAAGAAAACUACAAAUGCUAUAAUCCAAAGUUAUGACUGAUACAGAUUUUUAAUUAAUUGAUUAAAUGAUUAAAUAUUGUACUUGAUAAUUAAGUUUUUUUUUUUUAUAAAAUCUAACAAGUUUUCCCUACAUAAAAUAUAGUGCAUUUUUUAUAGCACAAAAUAUAAUAUAUUGUUUUUUUUAUUGUGUGGGAAAAUCAAUUUUAUAGUUUAAAUCAAUCAACUACUGUAAAAUAAUUAUUUAGAUCGAUUUUUUGAUUUUCUGCUACGAAAAUUAAAGAUUUCAACUUCGGAACUGAUACAGAAAUCGAUUCAACUUAGGAUAAAUACCAUUAAACAGAAGAAAUCAUUGUAAAAAUUUUUCUGAAUUUUCAAGAAUGUUCUUGAAUAGUGCAAAAAAGUUUUAGAACCAAGAAAAAUUUUUUCUUGUUGAAAUAAAAUUUCUUGAUUCACAAACUCUUUUGCUU